This is a messenger RNA of Dermochelys coriacea (leatherback sea turtle), 3795 nucleotides long. It is a transcript of the gene CHEK2, whose product is annotated as checkpoint kinase 2. The coding region runs from base 2341 to 3537 and encodes 398 amino acids. The record is from RefSeq and is a predicted model, not a curated record. Gene Ontology annotation, biological process: mitotic DNA damage checkpoint signaling; protein phosphorylation. Lineage: Eukaryota; Metazoa; Chordata; Testudines; Dermochelyidae. The transcript has 14 exons. Gene Ontology annotation, molecular function: protein serine/threonine kinase activity; ATP binding; protein binding. Gene Ontology annotation, cellular component: nucleus; cytoplasm.
ACCCCCUGCGUAGCCAUUCGUUGACUUCCACGAUUCGACGUUCUCUACCUAGGCCUUUUCCUUCCACAGCAAUACACCACUGCCUCAGUCUUCUCGGUCGGAUGGCACCAUAUACCUUGGUAGUUCAGCAUGCCAGAUUACACCUCAGAAAGCUGCAGGCAUGGCUAGCAUCAGUGCAUUCCCCAAGUUGCCACCAUUUAGAGAAAAUGGUUUGAGUGCCAACAUUAGUUUUGUCAUCUCUAGAUUGGUGGGUGGACCCUCUAAAAGUUUGCGUGGGGGAUUCCCUUUCUUACCCCACUACCAACUCUUAUUCUCAUCACAGAUGUGUCUCCUCUGGGUUGGGGAGCUCAUAUGGGGUCCCUGCAGACUCAAGGUCUUUCAUCAUUUCGAGAUUUAGAGACUCUCAUAAACAUCAGGGUGUUAAGAGUAGUACGUUUAGCCUGUGUGGCCUCCCUCCCCACAUAGUGGGGGAAAAAAAUAAUUCUGACAGUUUGACAGGUAAUGUUUAUAUAAACAGGAUGGGCAGGAAGUAGUUUGCCUCGGAGACUUCUGUAUAGACAACUUAGUUCAUUUCAGAGCUGCUUACCUUCCAGAGAAACAGACCACGUUAGCGGAUUAGCUGAGCAGAUCCUUCUGCAAUCAGCGUCAGUGGUCACUACAUCCAUAUGUGGUCAGGUCCAUCUUCCAACUCUGGGGGACUCCCAAGUGAACAAGGAAUGUCAGCAGCUCUGUUCCCAAGGGAGACUCAGCCAAGGCUUGCUGACAGAUGCCUUUCUUCUGUCCUGGAAGAAGUCUCUCCUGUGUGCUUUCCCUCUGAUUACUUUCCUUCCCAGAGACCUCUUAAAGUGAAACAAGACCAUGCUCAUCUCUUCCUUAUAGCACCAGCGUUUCCUUAUUAAUACUGGUACUUGACCCUGAUAUCGUUGUUGGUUACACUGCCCAUUGGAUCCAGACGUAAUUUCCCAGGACCAUGAGCGCCUGUUUCAUCCCAGUUUGGCAGCAUGGAUGCUUUUAUGACUGACACCCUUUGAAAAGUCCUUCUCAAACGAUAUUCAGAAAGUGCUUUUGAAUAGCAUAAAACCCUCAACUAAGAGCACUUUCCUGGUGUGAAGUGGAAGCACUUCUCCACCUGGUGUUGUGUGAAAGGCGUAUUUCCCUAGCGGGUACCCUUGGGCCUCAUGCUGGAUUGUCUACUAUAUCUAAAACAGAGUUUGCUAUUAACUCAGUAAAGAUGCAUUUAGUGGCUAAUUCAGCCCUCAAUGUCUUGGUGGAUGAUAGAUCCCUUCACACACCAUCAUCACCCAAUUCCUACCGUGCUUGGUCAGAUUAUACCUCCCCAUUCAAGACCACAUCCUUCCUUGGGAUCUGAACUUAAUUCUAGCAAAAUUCAUUGGGACCCCACUUUGAGCCCCUGGUAGCUUGUUCCCUCUUUCACCUUUCCAUGAAGGUAGCAUUUCUCAUGGCACUUAACUUAGCCAGAAGGGUGGGAGAGUUGAGAGCUCAGGUGUCAGAGCCCCUCUACGGUUUUCCAUAAGGAGAAAAUACAUCUCCAUCCUCAUCCAAAACUUCUCACGAAAGUAGUCUCUAAUUUUCAUGUUAACCAAGCAAAAAUCUGCUUGCCCAUGUUCCUUCCAAAACUCCAUGCACAUAGGGAUGAGGAAAAGCUUCACUCCUUGGAUGCAAGAAGGGCUUUAGCUUUCUACCUGGACUGGACUAAAUCUUUUAGAUCCUCUAUGCAGUGGUUUGUAGCAGUUGCAAACAGAGCUAAGGGCUAAACAGUUUCCGCUCAGAAAAUCUCAUCUUGGAUCUCUUCAUGUAUUCGUUUAUGCUACCCACUGGCUAAUACAAUCCCUCCAGCUAGAGUAUUGGCACAUUCUACCAAAGCGCAGGCACCUUUUGCAGCUUUACAAUCUGCACUUGCAUCAAGAGACAUUUGUAAAGCAGCCUCUUGGUCUUCAGUCCACACUUUUACUUCUCAUUAUGCCAUUUCCUGUCAGUCCAGAGACAGUGUCAUUUUCAGAUGGAUGGUCUUACAAUCUCUGUUCAGGUAGACUCCGAACCCACCUCCAUGUGUCUUUGAUUGUUACCUACAGUGGAAUGGAUGUGUGCAAUCACUUGAAGAAAAAAAAAUAUUACCUACUGUUCUGUCACUGUUCUUUAAGAUGGGUUGCACAUGUGCAUUCCACACUGGAGUCUGUCCAGUAUGAAGGAACUGAGAGGGGUUGGGGUGGCUCUGCCCUUUUAUACCAGCAUGCAGUAGCGUGUGGCAAUAGAGGGCGCUCCUGCAACUCUGAUUGGUGCCACUGAGGGACAAAAAUCUCCAACAUCUGUGCAUGGGGCAUGCAUGCAUCUACAGUGGAAUGUACAUGUGUGACACAUCUUAGAGAACAACAGUUUCAAAAAGUGUUUGUAUUUUCUGAUCUUAUGGUGGAUGAUCAGUCGGGGUAUCCCAGAGAAUUCAGAGAGAAAUAUAUCAUGUCAAAGACUUUGGGAAGUGGUGCCUGUGGAGAGGUUAAAUUGGCAUUUGAGAGGACCACGUGUAACAAAGUUGCUGUAAAGAUAAUCAAUAAACGGAGAUUUAUAACAAGCGCUGUGAGUGACACAGAUUCAGCUUUUAAUGUUAAUACAGAAAUUGAGAUUUUGAAGAAAAUAAAUCAUCCCUGCCUAAUCAAGAUAAAAAACUUCUUUGAUGCAGAAGAUUAUUAUAUUGUUUUGGAAUUGAUGGAAGGAGGAGAGUUGUAUGACAGAGUGUCGAGAUCAACCAAGAUGAAAGAAGCUACCUGCAAGCUCUAUUUUUAUCAGAUGUUGUUGGCUGUAAAGUAUCUUCAUGAAAAUGGUAUUAUACAUCGGGAUCUAAAGCCAGAGAAUGUGCUACUUUCAUCUUCUGAAGAAACUUGUCUUAUAAAGAUUACAGAUUUUGGACAAUCCAAGAUUCUUGGAGAAUCAUCACUAAUGAGAACAUUAUGUGGUACUCCCACGUAUCUCGCCCCUGAAGUUCUCAAUUCACUUGGGACAGCUGGGUAUAGCCGUGCUGUGGACUGCUGGAGUUUAGGAGUUAUUCUUUUCGUAUGCCUGUGUGGAUAUCCACCAUUCAAUGAACAAAAUACUCAGCUAUGUCUGAAAGAUCAAAUUACCCGUGGAGAAUAUACAUUUAUUCCAAGAGAAUGGAAGCAUGUGUCAGAUAUGGCUUUGGAUCUUGUGAAGAAGCUGUUAGUAGUGGAUCCAAAUAAACGUCUUACAACGGAAAAAGCCUUAGAACAUCCUUGGCUUCAGGAUGAAAAUAUGAAGAGCACAUUUCAAAAGCUACUCUCACAAACAAGAGUCUCUAUGCAUCCACCACAGACAUCAAGACUGGAUUAUAUGAGCUUGCUGAUUGGGGAGGCCAUUGCCAGUUCCCACUGUCUUGCAGAUAACGUAAGGAUCAUCCCAUCCUUAAGACAGUUCCUUGAUCAGACUUUUUGUGCAUCAUCCCUCAGAGUGUUCAUCUGGUUGGUGUCAGUCCAGGAAAAAUUGACACAUGAGGGGGCUUUGAUGUAACCAGGACAAAUAAAACCAGGACAACAAAUCCAACAACAACCAGAAAACGUCCCCAUGAAAAGGAAGAGGAAUCUGGCUCUUCUAAGCAUGCUGUUCCUUCUACAUCAUUUCAGGAAAAAAAGUGAAAGAAAGUACAUUUACUUGAAUUGCUGUUUUUGUCUAUCGAUUAUACAGAUUUUUAUAAGAAAUGUUUUUCUCUUAAUAAUGGAAUAAUUGUUCUGUACUAAUAAUUGAUAAAUAAAAAUAACUUUGUAAGAA